UGCUCCUCCGCCGCCGAUCAGGCAGGAUCCUCCGGCGUCUGACGGCUCCAGUUCAGCUCCAGUUCGGUCCGUCGCUGCUCCGUCAGGAUGUUCUGUGAGAAAGCCAUCGAGCUGAUCCGGGAGCUGCACCGGAUGACUGACGGACAGCUGCCCGCUUUUAACGAGGACGGUCUGAGGCAGGUUCUGCAGGAGAUGGAGGCUCUAUAUGAGCAGAACCAGGCUGAUGUGAAUGAAGCGAAGACCGUGGGCCGCGCCGACCUCAUCCCCUCCAUCAAGCUGCGUCACAGCUGCCUGCUGAGGAACCAGCGCUGCAUCGUGGCCUACCUGUACGACCGGCUGCUGAGGAUCAGAGCGCUGCGCUGGGAGUACGGCAGUGUGUUGCCCGCCAACGUACGCUUUCACAUGUCUGCAGAGGAGGUGCAGUGGUUCGGUCAGUAUAAAAAGUCUCUGGCCUCCUUCAUGCGCUCCAUCGGUGGAGAGGAAGGUCUGGACAUCACGCAGGACAUGAAGCCUCCAAAGAGCCUCUACAUCCAGGUGAGGUGCUUGAAGGAUCAUGGAGAGUUUGAGAUUGAUGAUGGAACGGUGAUCCUCCUGAAGAAGAACAGCCAGCACUUUCUACCACGGUGGAAAUGUGAACAGCUGAUUCGCCAGGGCGUUCUGGAACAUGUGAUGUCCUGAUGAACAUGAUGGCGACGUUCCAGGAAUGCAUCGGUGGCCAUGUUAUCUGUGGUUUUACAAUAAAGCUUGUUCUGUUUUUUUUCCUAA
This is a messenger RNA of Cyprinodon tularosa, 765 nucleotides long. RefSeq names its product GINS complex subunit 1 (Psf1 homolog) (gene gins1). The transcript is spliced from 7 exons. Bases 88 to 678 code for a protein of 196 amino acids. Gene Ontology annotation, cellular component: GINS complex. NCBI's taxonomy places the organism in Eukaryota, Metazoa, Chordata, Actinopteri, Cyprinodontiformes, Cyprinodontidae. Gene Ontology annotation, biological process: DNA replication; DNA strand elongation involved in mitotic DNA replication. The record is from RefSeq and is a predicted model, not a curated record.